AGCUGCAACAAUGGCGCCCAAGACGAGCGUUCCCACCCAGAACGACAUCCUCGUCCCCGAGACGCUCCUCAAGAAGAGGAAGUCCCAGGAGAAGGCCCGCGAGGAUCGCGCCGCGGCGACCAAGGAGAGAAGAGAGAAGAACAAGAAGAAGAGGGAGACCAUCUUCACCCGCGCGGAGAAGUACGUCAAGGAGUACCGCGACGCUGAGAGGGAGAAGAUCAGGCUUGCGCGCGAGGCCAAGCAGAAUGGCGACCUCUACGUUCCCGCUCAGCCCAAGCUCGCCUUCGUCAUCCGCAUCAAGGGUAUCAACAAGAUUGACCCCAAGAAACGGAAGACGCUGCAGCUCCUCCGUCUUCUCCAGAUCAACAAUGGUGUCUUCAUCAAGUUGACCAAGGCCACCUCGGAGAUGCUGAAGAUCGUCGAGCCCUACAUUGCUUAUGGCUACCCCAACCAGAAGUCCGUCCGUGAGCUCAUCUACAAGCGCGGUUAUGGCAAGGUCGACAAGCAGCGGAUCCCGCUGACUGACAACGAAAUCAUUGAGCAGCAGCUCGGCAAAUACGGUAUCAUUUGCGUUGAGGAUUUGAUUCACGAGAUCUACACUGUUGGACCCAACUUCAAGCAGGCGUCCAACUUCCUCUGGCCCUUCAAGCUCAGCAACCCGACUGGCGGCUUCCGGCCGAGGAAGUUCAAGCACUUCGUCGAGGGGGGUGACCUGGGCAACCGCGAGGAGCACAUCAACAAGCUCAUCAAGCAGAUGAACUAAAACGUGCACGUGGGGUAAGGGAUUGGGGGAAAGCGGGAGUGCGGCAUUACGACAAAGCGAUCCCAUCUGAGGGACAUGGGGACAGGUUUCCGGAAAAUAGCAUGGGGACACUUGGUCUCACCCAAUGGUGUUCCGGAGUCCAAAAAUGGAAAGAAAGCCAUUUACAACGUCAUCACGUGCAGAUGUGCAUCAAUGUUCCUCAAAUAUCGUGGUGUUUGAUUGAAGGGGGGUUUCGGAUAGUGAAGGGGAAUUAAUUGC
Messenger RNA from Westerdykella ornata, 1021 nucleotides. RefSeq names its product 60S ribosomal protein L7. The record is from RefSeq and is a predicted model, not a curated record. Gene Ontology annotation, molecular function: RNA binding; structural constituent of ribosome. Gene Ontology annotation, biological process: maturation of LSU-rRNA from tricistronic rRNA transcript (SSU-rRNA, 5.8S rRNA, LSU-rRNA). Bases 11 to 763 code for a protein of 250 amino acids. The transcript is spliced from 8 exons. Gene Ontology annotation, cellular component: cytosolic large ribosomal subunit. Lineage: Eukaryota; Fungi; Ascomycota; Dothideomycetes; Pleosporales; Sporormiaceae.